AAACACACGCACAUAGAAAUAAAUAAUAUAUUUGAGAAUAAAGAAUUUAUGCAGAGUAGAGCGUGUAUGUUUUAUUCUGUGACCAACAUUGAAGCUGAAAAAUCUGGAGGACCAUCAUGUUGAUGGUGCUGGCAAUAGGUGGCGCUUCUGGAGCAGUGGGUGUAUUUAUGUCGGAUUUCAUAAAUCGACGUUAACUAACUCACUUAAUUAAUUACUGCAUAAAUGAUUACUACCUAAAUAACAAUAACAGUAGGCUGUUUAACUUUUCUCUAGCAUCUCUAUUUAUUCCAUCUUGUCUGUCUUCCCAGGCUUUUCUAGUUUCUUCGAUAGAAAUGGAGAAUGUUAAACAGCAAUCGCACCUGGUUGCCUCUGGCACCAGCAAUGAAUAUCAGACUGUUUGUGUGGCUAGUACGAGUAGCGAUGGAUUACUUGUCGCAAUUAAAGAAGAACCGUUAACCGAAGACACUUACGAAGCACUCCAUUAUGACAAACAACUUGAUGAGGAUGCUGAUAAUGAUGACAAUAAUAAUAAUAAUGAUGAUGAUGAUGAAGAAGACGAAGAAGAUAAUGUCGAGAGAUUUCAGAUUAAAUGCAUUGAUUAUGACGAAGACAGCUACAAUAAUUUAAUACUCGACACUUCCGCUUUGAACGAUGCUUCGUCACUCUCCGUCAGUAUUCAAGAAAAAGAUGCUUCAUUAGAGCCUCCUCCGAACGAACACACCAAACUUCUAAAACCUUGGCACAUCAAACAGACACAAAGAGACAAAUAUUGUGAGUGGCAUUUCUUAUCCAAUUUCUUUCUUUCUUAA
Octopus bimaculoides (California two-spot octopus) is the source of this 809-nucleotide messenger RNA. RefSeq lists its product as uncharacterized. Gene Ontology annotation, molecular function: RNA polymerase II cis-regulatory region sequence-specific DNA binding; RNA polymerase III type 3 promoter sequence-specific DNA binding. The record is from RefSeq and is a predicted model, not a curated record. Gene Ontology annotation, biological process: snRNA transcription by RNA polymerase III; snRNA transcription by RNA polymerase II. Lineage: Eukaryota; Metazoa; Mollusca; Cephalopoda; Octopoda; Octopodidae. Gene Ontology annotation, cellular component: snRNA-activating protein complex.